Messenger RNA from Recurvomyces mirabilis, 1923 nucleotides. RefSeq lists its product as uncharacterized. Bases 1 to 1923 code for a protein of 640 amino acids. Gene Ontology annotation, cellular component: plasma membrane; basolateral plasma membrane. The transcript has a single exon. The record is from RefSeq and is a predicted model, not a curated record. Gene Ontology annotation, molecular function: solute:inorganic anion antiporter activity. NCBI's taxonomy places the organism in Eukaryota, Fungi, Ascomycota, Dothideomycetes, Mycosphaerellales, Teratosphaeriaceae. Gene Ontology annotation, biological process: borate transport; monoatomic ion homeostasis; transmembrane transport.
AUGCCACCACCCUCCGAACCCGACUUCAGCGCCGACCCCUACACAUGGGAAGGUCUAACAGGCUGGAAGUCCUACCGCACCCUCCGCCCCUUCCGAGGAAUCUACUGGGACAUCCGACGACGACUCCCCUACUACUGGUCCGAUUGGCGCGAUGGCCUCAACUACCGCACGAUGGCAGGCUGUGUCCGCAUCUUCUUCAUCAACCUGCUGCCCGCCCUAGCAUUCGAACUGGAUAUGAUGCGGAAUACCAAUGGCUACUUCGGGAUCAACGAGGCCUUGCUUUCCAGUGCCCUGGCCGCGUUCGUGUUUAGUCUGUUUUCUUGUCAGCCAUUGACGGUGGUUGGGAUCACGGGGUUGAUUUCGUUGUUCAAUUAUACGAUUUUUGCUAUCACUGAGCAGCAAGGGAUUGCAGAUCUCUACCCGCAGUUUCUGGCUUGGUGUAGUAUCUGGGCUGCCAUCACGCAUUGGAUUGCCGCCAUUUGCAAUUGGUCGGAUUACAUGCGGUAUAUUACCGACUUCAGUAGUAAUAGUUUCGGGACUUACGUGGGCAUCAUUUACAUGGUCAAGGGUUUCCAGGAGAUCUUGUCGACAUAUUAUGUUGCCGAUGAGGGAAGUCCUCGGGCUGCGUACCUGGGGAGCGUGAUAGCACUAUGCUACUUCUUCUCCGUUUGGGCACUGGAGAGGAUUGGGAGUACGAUACUCUUCACACCACGGAUACGGAAGCUAAUCUCUGAUUUCGCAUACCCGAUUGCGACAAUCUUCUGGACGGGUUUCAGUCAUAUUCCUGGACAUAUCAAGCAAGCCGAUCUACCACGAGUUCCGCACACUCGAGCGUUCUAUCCUAGCGUCCCACGACCGGGCGGAGUGUGGCUGGUCGACUUCUGGAACCUGCCAGUGAAGUGGGUCUUCGUCGCUCUACCCAUUGGAAUCCUGAUCACGCUCCUCUUCUACUACGAUCACAACAUCUCUUCCAUCACAGCCCAAGCCAAGCAAUUCCCGCUUAGAAAACCAGCGGGCUUCCACUGGGACUUCUUCCUGCUAGGCAUCACAUGUUUCGUCGGUGGCGUGAUGGGAAUCCCAUUACCCAAUGGUCUCGUCCCACAAGCGCCAGUACAUACAGAUAGUGUGACAGAAUACGUGGAGCUGCAUGCACGAAGUCGGGAGCAAGAUUUGAAAGAUGGGGGUGAGCAAGGCGAAGGCGACUGGAUCCAGCAUAACAGGAAAAAAAUCGAGGCGACCAAAGUCCAUGAGCAACGUGUCAGUCACUUCUUGAUGUGUCUUGCCUUUCUCGGCCUUAUGACGGGACCGCUACUGGAUGUCCUACAUACCAUGCCUCGCGCUCUGUUCGCCGGCGUGUUCUGGAUCGUAGGUUUUACUGGCCUUUCGGGCAUGAAUAUCGUGCAGAACUGGAUCUACAUCCUCACCGAGACACGUUUCGUGGACCCGAGCGAUCUGCGCACGACGCUGAAGAAGAGGCGGAUAGCAUACUACACUAUGUUUCAGAUUGCUGGAGUAGCCUUCAGUCUUGGUCUAUCCUUCACCCGAGCCUCGAUUGGGUUUCCGGUGGUCAUGAUCGCGUUGAUACCUUUGCGAUGGGUAGUGCUACCUCGCAUAUUCACGGAGCAUGAGCUGUUGGUGCUGGACGCGCCGACUGCAGAGGCCGAGGUGGUGCUGGCUUCGAUCGGUGGUCGACCGACGUUGCCGGAAGUGAGGAUGGCGGAGGAGAAGAGGAGACAGAAAGGUGAGAGUGGUGAGACGGGGGAGGGGAUCAGUACGAAGAGUGGGUCUGAGGAGACUAAGGCGGAGGGUAUGAGGUCAAGAGACGGGUUUCGGGAUGGUGAGGAGAGGGAGGUGGAGAAGGAGAGCGCGGAUGAGGAUGCGAGGAGGGGUGUACAAGCGACGCUGAGGACGGGUCAUGCUUGA